Molecule: messenger RNA, 3054 nt
Organism: Zootermopsis nevadensis
Lineage: Eukaryota; Metazoa; Arthropoda; Insecta; Blattodea; Termopsidae
Product: protein Wnt-5b
Biological process (GO): cell fate commitment; multicellular organism development; neuron differentiation
Cellular component (GO): extracellular region
Molecular function (GO): frizzled binding; cytokine activity
Source: RefSeq, a predicted model, not a curated record
GGGACGUCGCGUGAGGUCGUUGUCAGUCACGUGCCACGUGUUCUGCGUGGUCGCUGUUCCGCGUCUGCAAAUUUCCUACUCUCAAUUUCUUAUUUUUCUUGCCUGUAUCUUUUUUGUGUACGAAGGGCUACGGCGUCUUUGUAGCAUUUGAAGGGAACGCUCUGCAGCUGGCGAACUCGUGUUGGAGUGGAGUUGAAAUGCGGUUUCUUGUUCGAAGAAUACGUGUAUAAUUUAUAUCCGAUGUACGCAGAAACAACUCUUUGGCGUUAUUCGUGUUUUGCGGUGUUAAAUACCGGUGGAAUUAAUUUCUGAUCUGUGUUUUAUAUCGUGUUUGUGAAAUGGAUGUGAAAUUCCUUGUGCUAACCAGUAAAUUGACGACGUGUCGCUGAGAAUUGUGGCUCUGGCCUAAAAAUGCUUUAUGACAAUCUGCAUGAAACUUGUUAUGAAAGAAUUACGCUAAUUGAUUUUAGUGUUACAUGGAACGAGUUUGCGAAUGUUAUUCAAUUUUCGUGCGUUAAGAUUUAUUAUAAUUGAUACCGUACACGUAACUUUUGUUUUGUAUUAACAUAUCUUUCCUUGUAAUGUUAUGUGCCGUUUUCAGACCUCAGUAAUGUAGCGGAGUGUUUCUUUGUCUGUUAAACUUAACGUGUCACGUGUUUCGAGGCGGCCUGCGAGUGUCUGUUGCUGCUACUAUUGACCGUAAGAUCUACUUGCAGAACGAAGACUGCUGUCUGGUCAACAUGGAGGCAAUGAUUGCCUUGGUCCAUCGUCACUUGCUCUUACCACCGAUUCUCCUACCCCUGGCACUUCUGUUACCCCGGUGUACACUGGCAGCGCAGUCAAGUACAGGGAACUGGAUGAACGUGGGUGUGCAGACUGCUGAGGUGGUGAGGCUACCACAGCCUCAGUACCUGAUCGGAGCCUCGCCGUUGUGCACUCAGAUCAGCGGACUCUCUCCGGGCCAGACAAAAUUGUGUCAACUGUACCAGGACCACAUGAGCGGCGUGGGUAGAGGUGCCAGGGCUGGCAUCGCGGAGUGCCAGUGGCAAUUCAGGCAUAGGAGGUGGAACUGUUCAACGGCGCACGACAGCUCACUGUUCGGACCCAUGCUGAAGAUAGCCAGUCGGGAAGCGGCCUUUGCGCACGCCAUCGGUGCUGCCGGCGUAGUGCACGCUAUAUCACGGGCGUGCCGAGACGGCCAGCUCAGUUCCUGUGGGUGUUCACGCACUGGUCGCCCUCGGGAUUUGAACCGGGACUGGAUCUGGGGAGGAUGCGGCGACAACCUGGAGUACGGCUACAAAUUCACUCAGGGGUUCGUUGAUGUUCGUGAACGGGAGAAGAAUUAUCGUCGAGGGUCCAGAGAGCAGGGACGGAGCCUCAUGAACCUCCACAACAACGAGGCAGGCAGGAGGGCGGUGAUCAAGAAGUCGAGGGUGACGUGCAAGUGUCACGGGGUGUCGGGGUCGUGCAGCCUCAUCACGUGCUGGCAACAGUUGGCCCCCUUCAGAGAGAUCGGUGACUACGUUAAGGACAAAUACGACGGAGCGACGGAAGUACGCGUCAACAGACGAGGGCGCCUGCAGAUACGGGACCCGCGUUUCAACAAGCCGACGGCCAACGACCUGGUCUACAUCGACGACUCUCCGAAUUACUGUAUCCGAAACAUGAGCGUCGGCUCCCUCGGUACUCAGGGUCGACUGUGUAACAGGACAUCCCAGGGUAUGGAUGGAUGUAACCUCAUGUGUUGUGGUCGAGGUUACAACACGCAGAAGACAAUGAUUCGAGAAAGAUGCGACUGCAAGUUCCACUGGUGUUGCUACGUUGACUGCAAGAUUUGUGUCAAGACAGUCGACGUCCACACCUGCAAGUAGAAAUAAUAAUUGCCUGAACAAGAUGGCAGAAUGUUCUGCUACCUUUUACGUCCGUAAGUGGUACGGCAGAACGCCCGAAUGAGAUAUCAGAAUUCGCACGUUCGUAAGCAGGAAGUGCGUACCGCAAGAAUAAGCGUUCAUAUCUGAACGUGAGGUGGCAAACACCUGAACAAGGCAAGACUUUAGACAUGACACGUGUUUACAAAUACACGUGUCUGUCACAGGACUGGACAAUUGGUCCUAUAAGAGGAAAGAAAACAAAACAGAUGAAUAAUGUUGCCUGUUUGUUAGUUUGUUGUAGAUGAAACUCCUUCAUUCACGUUACAGUGGGUAAGUGUCCAACCAACUGUCUUUCUGCCCGACGUGGAUUUGGUCAAUGUUCUUUCUCUACUUACCACCAAAGUCAGUUAUAGCUGGUAUUCUCCUAAGCCACCAAAUCGUGGGCCUUGCGGUUAGGACCCUAGACAUGACAGGCAACGUCAAAGUCGGAUCCUUCUGUGACUUUUAAAAAAAAGUGUACAAAGGAUAUUGCAAUUCAAAAUGCACUAUGCAAUUGGAUAAGUUCAUAGUGUGAGAAAUGACGUCAUUUAAAAGGUAAAAUUGAUUCGUGUAAGUGGGUUGAUACACAUUUAAAACGAAAGAAAGUUAUUAGUGAUUGAUGCAAAAAACAGAAUAUUUUUCUGUAUCUGUAAGUGUUUUCAAGGGGGACUGAUGAAGUGAGCUCUGUGUGGUCCAGAAAGUUGGUAAUAUGAUCUGCUUCCUGAAAUAAGUGAUUGGUCAGCUGUGAUGCGUGUUUCUGGCACUACAAGAGUCACAACAUUUUAAUAUUAUUUUAAGUUAUGAUUUAAUGGAAAAAUGUGAAGGGUCCAGAUGAAUUUCUUGCUGUUUGAUCUAUAUCUUAUGUUCGGGACCCUGACCCAGCUUCCACUACGUGCGUGCUCGUACACACACACACACACACUUUUUCACACAGUGUUUCUGUUCCUCUAUUCACUAUGAAGAGUUGUUUACAAUUUAAGUAUCAUUGCGCAUCGCAAGUUAAGUUAGUAUUUAAAAUGUAUUACAGCACUUAAAACAGAAUAUGCAUAAUGCAGUUUGCAAAGACUGUAAAACCAGAUGGUCAGAUUUUGGAUAAUAUGAUUGUAUAAACAGAAUAUGGUUUACGGAAAGACAUUCAUAAUUA